Molecule: messenger RNA, 1297 nt
Organism: Dothidotthia symphoricarpi CBS 119687
Lineage: Eukaryota; Fungi; Ascomycota; Dothideomycetes; Pleosporales; Dothidotthiaceae
Product: polysaccharide lyase family 3 protein
Exons: 6
Coding region: 475-1185 (236 amino acids)
Biological process (GO): pectin catabolic process
Cellular component (GO): extracellular region
Molecular function (GO): pectate lyase activity
Source: RefSeq, a predicted model, not a curated record
AUUUCGCACAAGGAUGUCCACAACUCGUCGGGCCUUCUCAAUUCAUGCGGCUGCUGCAAAGAUGGCUAGGAUCUAGACAGAAACCCCUGUUUGUGGACUAGGAUCUGAGAUGGCCAUCCGUACGUCUGCUACCGGAAUCUUCGAAGGAAUCGCGUCAGCGGACUUGCAUCUUCAAUGCUUGGCGACGCGGAGGGAGAAAAAGUACUUGGCAUUAAUAUGUGGAAAUUGCUUGACACUGCCUUGCGAGAGAGACAGUAAGUCCUCCAAUGGUCUUCUCAUACAUGGGCAACUACUCGAGCGAGACCGUUGUAGUACGGAGGAGGACGCUCCUGCAACGAAGGAGUAUGGAGUAUAUAAAAGGGCUGGUGAUACGGGCAUUACUAUUUACUUCAGUCAAAGACUCAAGUCUCAUUCACGGUACAACAUAUCCUCCCCGAGACGUCUUCAGAACUUCCUAUCAGCAACAAAUUCAAGAUGCUUUCCCCAACCAAGCUCGUUGCUCUUGUGGCUCUGCUUCCUUCAGUCCUCGCAUGCAACGCCUACACCGGUGGUCUUCCAACACCCACUUCGACAAAGUCGAACAGCGCUGUCAUUACUGUCGCAGCCGGCGCCACUUUUGACUGCGGAUGGGCCAAAUACGACAGAGGCUCAGGAGCCUGCAACGGUCAAACUGAAGGCGGUGAUGCUGACGCCGUCUUCCUCCUGAAGAAAGGCGCGACGCUCAAGAACUGCAUCAUUGGCGCAAACCAAGCAGAAGGCGUGCACUGCAGUGGAGCUUGUACUCUCGAGCUCGUAUGGUUUGAAGACGUGUGCGAGGACGCCAUCUCGAUUAAAAACGAUGUUGCGGGCGAUGAGUCCUGGAUCAUCGGCGGUGGAGCAUACCACGCAUCGGACAAAGUUGUUCAGCACAACGGAUGUGGAACCGUGAACAUCAUCAACUUCUACGUCAACGACUACGGCAAAUUGUACCGUUCGUGCGGAAACUGCUCCUCGCAAUGCAAGCGUAACGUCUAUAUUGAAGGCGUUGUAGCUGUCGACGGCGGCGCACUGGCUGGUAUCAACAGCAACUACGGAGAUACUGCUACUAUCAAGGACUCGUGCUACGAUACCAGCGUGCCGUGCCAGAUGUACACUGGCUGCACGAACGGUUGCGAGCCGGCAAAGGCUGGGACUUGCUCUGGUUAGAAGAGAUGACAAUAGUCAAGAAAGGUGGAAUAAGGAUGAAGUGAUCGGUAUCCUGGAUAGUCUGUCAUUUCCGUUUUCGAUAAUGGUUGGAUGCCGCGAAGUAGUUUUGGCA